GCAAGAAACAGAUUUCAGCGCACCUAACGGCUAAAUAUUACAAACCAGUAUUACAGUAAUUCAAUUUAAAAAUUUACCAAAGAUUUCCCUAUUCUAGAUUUUUCUUUUUCAUUUUAAACUUAUCUUUGAAUUUAAUUAUCCCUGAGUAUUUUUAGAUUGUUGUAGCACUUACAUAGUCUUAUAAUUAAAAAAUUUCUUUUAGUUUUAUAUUAUUAAAAAUUUCUUUUAUCCAUCAAAAAACUUUUAUUAUUAAUCUUACUAAUGAUGGUUGUUUGAUAAUUAAACUAUGUAUAUUAAUUAACUAAAAACAGAAUAUGGAUGUUAAUUACAAGAAAAAAUAUUACACUGAUGUGAAAAAUGUAAAACAAUGGUUCUAUUCUACAAAAGAAAGAUGUGAUUCGUUAAAAUCUCAUAUGAAAUAUAUGAAAAUGUUAUAUCAUGAUAUGCCAAAAAUACAAGAAACUAAAAAGACUUCAUGUGAUCCAAAUUGGCAAAAUUGUAAAAUAAAGACUUCUAAUAAUGAUGAAACUAUAGUUUCCAGACAAGUGAAUUGUAAUAAUUCCUUGGAAAAGUAUUCUGAUACGUUAUACGAUAAGAUCCACAAGGAUAAACCUUUCAUAACUUCAAAUUUAGCCAAUAUUUUAUCAGAAAAUAAUCUGCAGAAGAAAGAAGAAGAAAAAGAAAAACAAAAGAACUUAAGUAAACAGAAAGUAACAGAAACUGAAUUAUCUUCGAUUACAUUUCAAACUUAUGCUAUUCCACAGAACACACAAUCAAAAUCGUUACUAUCCACUCAGAAAGAUAACAUGGCACAGUGUGAAGAACACAAUUACAAUUGGCAAUUCCCAUAUCAAAAGCAUCUAACAGAAUAUUCUACAGAAUUAAUAGGAAAUAAUGAAACUUUAACCAAAUCUUUUGAACAAUUAACUCUGGAUAAUCAAAAUAGCUAUUUACUUCAAGAAUCAUUUUCUGCAAAAGAUGAUAUUAAACUAAAUAUUUCUGGUAAUGUUAAAGAUGGAUCCGUGGAUAAAAGUAAAGUCUCUACAAAAAACGAAAAAAAAGAAAAAGCUAUUUCUUCAGCAUUAUCAAGCAAGAAAGGCUCCUUAUGUAAGCUAGAUGACAUUGUUCCAUUGAAGAUUAAAAGGCGAAGAAAAAAAAUACACUGUUCUAAUUCACGGAGUACUGUAACUACAAGAGAUACAAUUUUUUUAGGAAAGAAGGAUACAAAAAAACGAAAACAAAAAAAUAGUGUAAGUAAUCGUCAUACAUUCAAGUCUCAACAAACAUCUAAUGAUGUAGUGGAAAUUUAUCAUAAUGCAGCAGCAAAGAGUGGUAGCACAUCUGCUAUUCCUAGUAAACAUUCAAAACUUGAACAUCACAUGAACUAUAUUAACAUAUUAACAUCUUCAGCUAUGAAUAAACAACAAAACAUAUCCAUAAAACCAAAAUAUGAAGAUAAUAAUUAUCAAAAUGUUAGUGAUGUUAAUGUAAAUUGUCCCCAAAAUUAUUCUCAAAAGCAACAUCAAACUGGUCAGAAAACAGUAGGAAGGAUUACAAUUAAUAAUGAUCUAAGCAAUAAUUUGAAAAUUUCAACCAGUCCUGCAUGUACCAUGGAAAAGUACAAUUCAGAUCAGUGUCAACAUGCAAUUAUACAAGCAUCAUAUUGCGACCCAAUAGUUACUCAUAAUUACGAAAUGCCAACUUUAGCUUCUAAAUUAAAGAGAGCCAAUCGUUCAUAUUUUGGUAGAUUCAACUUUCAAAAUAUACCCUUUGUAGUGGGUACUUCUGUAACCCCAAGUCAUAAUUUAGGUUUAAAUAUACAGCAAGUUUUGAGCAUUAUGAAAACAAGGCAAAUUGCUGCAACAGGAGUGACACCUCUUCUUAUUCGUAAAAUUAGCAGAGGUAUGAAGCCUGCAUCUGUUCUCAUAGAACAGAUAAACAAUCAACAGAGUAAACUGUCUCAUAUAAAUUCCCAAAUGAAUAAUAUACAUAUACAGAAAGAAAACUUGUUUAUGAGUAAAGGUGAUCAUUUAUUAGAAAAUGAAAAUAUGUUUUUAAAAUAUGAUAGGAAAGGAGUAAGUAAUUUAAACGUAAAUUUAAAAUCAAAUAUUGAGCAAUAUCAGAAUUUACAAAAAGGAAUUAAUGGCAGUGUAAAUAAAUAUGGGAAUUUUCAUAAGAAAAAGGAUACUAGAUCAGAAAAUCAAUUGAAUACACUGAAUACAAUACUACAUGUAACAGACAAUAAAAUGUUGAAAUUGUUUGCUUCCCAACAAAAUGUAAACACGAAGAUGGAAAACCCAGAAAUGCAAUCCAAAAUAUAUCAGAACACAUUACAGGGCAAUAUUUGUGAUAAACACAUUUCUAAUACCUCAACAGUUAACCAUUCUCAAGAUUCUAAAGGAAUAAGAGAAGUUCUCAUUAACCUUCAUGAUCAGUUCGAGGAAAUGAACAUAAAAUAUGAAAGAUUACAAGCAAAAGCAAAAAAAUACAGUGAUAAAGAUUUAGAAGAAGAAAUAUUACAUUUAGAAAAAGAAUUAAGCAUUAAAGAAGACGAGAUAAAUGCUGUUGUUAACUUGUACAAAGAGGUGAUGUCACUAAAACAUCAAAUGAAAUUAUUACAAAAAAAGAACAGUUAUGUCUGUAUAUCAACUGAAAUUCCACUGGGAUCAGAUAAAUUGUAUGCAACUAUGCCAUUUACAUCAACUAAAUCUAAUUUUCAGCAAAGACUUUUUCACAAAAGGGGAAAUAGUGCUGUCACAAGGGAACCUAUUUCUCUUCGUCUAGCUGGCCUCUUACGGCAAAUUCAAACAUUUCAGAAGCAAUUGAAACUAACAUCAUGUAUUGUCAUAAAAAGUGGCCUGAAAUUUGAUAAAACAUGAUAAACACAUAUAAAGUAUAAUGCAAAUAAAAUUUGUAAUAUUUUUUCUUAAGUAAGCAAUUGUGUGGUCCCAAUAAGAGAUUUGUUUCUUAUCACUAUAAUGCUUAGAAGAUUAUUAAUCUAAACAUUAAAAUAUAAAAUAUGCACUAUAAAAGAAAUAUCAAGGAUUUUGUUAAGGUUAUUCAGUAUAACAAAAACAAUAUUUUUAGCAGAUCAUAUUUUUCUUUUAUUCAAUUCUACAUGCUACUUGUUAUAACGACUAAUAGAUUUGUUUAGUUUCGUAUAUUGAUAUACGCCCUUGCUUUUCAUCUAUACAUACCGUUUAUACGUAUAUACACAAUUUCAUGUUUUCAAACGCUGCAGAAUAAUUAAAAUUGUUGUUUAUUUAUUUUUUAUUUUUAUCUUUAAUAUUUAAAUACAUCGUCAAGAGCGAAUUAUUUUUACGAAAUAAAAAAGCAAUUUAUAUUUUUCGUAAACGAAAUUUCAAUCUAAUAGUGGCAAAAAUAUUUAUCUUGUAAGCGAUUAUACAAAAUCACACAUCAACAGAUAUGUCUCUUGUAUUUUAUGUACGAGAUCUAUUUCAGAAAACGUUAAUAGAAAAUGUUAUUUUGCUCGUGAAGCAGUAUCUUUUUUUUACUUUUAUCAUAAAAAUUAA
This is a messenger RNA of Bombus pyrosoma, 3533 nucleotides long. RefSeq lists its product as uncharacterized. Bases 315 to 2879 code for a protein of 854 amino acids. NCBI's taxonomy places the organism in Eukaryota, Metazoa, Arthropoda, Insecta, Hymenoptera, Apidae. The transcript has 13 exons. The record is from RefSeq and is a predicted model, not a curated record.